AACGCGGGGCCCACUCUCUCUCUCUCUCUCUCUCUCUCUCUCUAAAAUGCUCGCGAGGAAAAGCGAAAACAUCAGCUACGUAAACUCCGUCGCCGAGAGAGAGAGAGAGGUUGCUAUAACUGAUUAAGGCUUGUCUUGCUCAGGCGAUGGGUGUGCAGGAUUAGCUUCUGUCGGCAGCCGGCGCAGGAUAGCACCGAGACGAGUCCGGUGAUGCUCGGGGUACUUUGCGCACGCCCCAAGCCUUGGAUCGUCGCCGCGCUGUCUUUUGUGCACGGCGGCGCCGCCCACCAGCGCCUCGCGGGGAUUCAGCUGCUCCGGUUUCUCGGUUCCGGGGAGGACCGGUCGCCGCGGCGCCACCACUCCAGCGCUUGCCGCCUCGGAGACGGCGGAGGAGGCGCUGCGUCGAUAUGGCACGCGAUCUUGCCUGCUGGAGGCGAUGGUCGGAGGAGCGAUCUGCGGGCGGCCGGAUGUCGUGAACGGAAGGGGGAGGGGUCGUGGAACGUCGCCUGGGACGCACGCCCCGCCAGGUGGCUGCAUCGGCCAGACUCGGCGUGGCUGCUCUUCGGCGUCUGUGCGUGUCUCGCGCCGUUGGACUGCGCCGACGUGAAUCCCGAGGGAGUCGCCGUCGACGAGAGGACGAACGGUUCGGUUGCGAAGGAAUUAGUCUCUGAUUCGAACGAUAAGAACUCCGCCAAUUAUAAGGUGACAGGGGUGCUGGCGGAUGGUCGAUGCCUAUUUAGAGCCUUAGCACAUGGGGCAUGCUUGAGAAGUGGGGAAAAAGCUCCAGAUGAUAAUCGUCAAAGAGAACUCGCUGAUGAAUUAAGAGCUAAAGUUGUGGAUGAGCUCUUAAAGAGGCGGGAAGAAACUGAAUGGUUCAUUGAAGGAGAUUUUGAUGCAUAUGUAGAGAGAAUUCAACAACCUUAUGUAUGGGGUGGAGAACCCGAGUUGCUUAUGGCUUCUCAUGUUUUAAGGACACCAAUUUCUGUCUCCAUGAUCGAUAGAAGCUCAGGUGAUCUAAUAAAGAUAGCAAACUAUGGUGAAGAGUAUAAGAAGGAUGAAGAGAGUCCCAUUGAUGUGCUGUUUCAUGGGUAUGGCCAUUAUGACUUACUGGAGACUUGGCCGGACCAAAGUUGCCAGCGAGAAAAGAUGUCAAAGUUCGAUAUGUGUACAGAAUGAUUCUUCAUUGUUUUAAUUCAAUAAAACUUCCCAUGAGGCAGAUUCAAAUUGGAAGGGUGCGUGUGCUGCUCCUGCCAAAGUGCCACAUUGUGCAUUUUAUUUUCCCCCCCAAGAGAGGUGUUUCAGCUCAAUCCAUAAUCUGGUGGAGUUCAACCAGUCCUAAUUCAAGCAAGAAGUUGGCUUCAAUUUUGUAGAAUUCUCAUAUGAUUUUUCUGUAAGUCAAAAAGAGUAUUCAAUACAUUAAAACGGUGAUGGUUCUUUGUUCAGAGAAUCAAUAAGGCGAGCUGGGAUUCUCUGUGAAGUGCUACUGAUUUGUUUCCUUCGCAUAACUACCCCCCAAACUUGGGAAUUCCUUUUAUCCUUUUUGGAUUUGAUGUUUGUAUGUGCUUUAAAUUUUUUCCUGCGCAUUGAAGAAUAGAUCUGUCUGUUUUCUGAA
This is a messenger RNA of Malania oleifera, 1612 nucleotides long. RefSeq lists its product as uncharacterized. Gene Ontology annotation, biological process: endoplasmic reticulum unfolded protein response; protein deubiquitination. Lineage: Eukaryota; Viridiplantae; Streptophyta; Magnoliopsida; Santalales; Ximeniaceae. The coding region runs from base 211 to 1176 and encodes 321 amino acids. Gene Ontology annotation, cellular component: nucleus; cytosol. The transcript is spliced from 5 exons. The record is from RefSeq and is a predicted model, not a curated record. Gene Ontology annotation, molecular function: cysteine-type deubiquitinase activity.